UGGAAAUGGAGCAAUGAUGGAACUUGGACCAUUUAGAGUCAAUAGUGAUGGCCAAACUUUAUCUCAUAACAAGUAUGCCUGGAACAAUGUGGCAAAUGUACUAUUCUUGGAAUCUCCUGCUGGUGUUGGAUUUUCGUAUUCCAACAGAACAUCAGAUUAUGUAACUGGAGACAAAAAGACUGCGGAAGAUAGUUAUACAUUUCUGAUAAACUGGCUAGAAAGAUUCCCUGAAUACCAAACCCGAGAAUUCUUCAUUACUGGAGAGAGCUAUGCAGGACACUAUAUUCCUCAAUUGGCUCAGCUAAUUCUUCACAACAACAAAAUCACUAACCAGACUGUCAUUAACCUAAAAGGAAUUGCAAUUGGGAAUGCAUACAUAGACGACGAAACACAAGAUUCAGGGACAGUAGAUUAUUUAUGGUCACAUGCAAUGGUAUCGGAUGAAGUUCGUGAGGGCAUCACCCUAAACUGCAACUUUUCACCAAGUGUAAAUGUUUCAGAAGCAUGUCAAACUUACAUUGAUCAAAUAGACAUUGGGGACAACUAUGGUUACGAAAUAUAUGCUCCCUCAUGCGAUCCUCAAAAGGGUUCAUUCUCGAUGACAGGAUUUGAUCAAUGCUCAGAUAAUUAUAUCGACGCCUACUUGAAUACUCAGCAAGUUCAAGCGUCGCUUCAUGUCACUUUUCCUCCCAAGUCGUGGGCAUCUUGCAGCGACGUAGUUGAAUGGACAGACGCCCCAGCGACAGUCUUGCCUGUCAUCAAGGAACUAAUGAACAGUGGCAUCAGUGUUUGGCUCUACAGCGGGGACACGGAUGCUGUAGUUGCAGUGACAACAACCAGAUAUGCUAUAGACUUACUUAAAACUUCUGUUAAAACACCAUGGUAUCCUUGGUACGCUCAAGCUGAGGUGGGAGGAUAUGCAGUUAGAUAUGAAAAUUUGACAUUUGUGACAGUAAGGGGAUCAGGGCAUUUUGUUCCAAGUUACCAGCCUUCUCGCGCACUUGCUUUGUUCUCUUCGUUUUUGGCUGGAGAGCUUCCUCCGUCCAAAGCGAACUAAUCCAAGAAACAAUGGAAUCCAGGAGAGGAGACUCUGAAAUUUAAAUCUCUACUGAAUUACAAGUUGAUUGUUUGAUGAAAUGUUAUCAGAUUUAUUCUUAA
Messenger RNA from Daucus carota subsp. sativus, 1158 nucleotides. Its product is annotated as serine carboxypeptidase 1. Bases 14 to 1057 code for a protein of 347 amino acids. Gene Ontology annotation, biological process: proteolysis. Gene Ontology annotation, molecular function: serine-type carboxypeptidase activity. Gene Ontology annotation, cellular component: vacuole. The record is from RefSeq and is a predicted model, not a curated record. NCBI's taxonomy places the organism in Eukaryota, Viridiplantae, Streptophyta, Magnoliopsida, Apiales, Apiaceae. The transcript is spliced from 7 exons.